Messenger RNA from Mollisia scopiformis, 1032 nucleotides. RefSeq names its product PfpI endopeptidase-like protein. The transcript is spliced from 2 exons. The annotation marks the transcript as partial. The record is from RefSeq and is a predicted model, not a curated record. NCBI's taxonomy places the organism in Eukaryota, Fungi, Ascomycota, Leotiomycetes, Helotiales, Mollisiaceae.
CUUGUUGGACACUGAGACUAACAUGAUUGUUUCGAUUUCUAAUGCUUGUUCGGAAAUUCGCAUUCUGAUCGCUUGAGAUAAUGGGUGUCGUGCAGGUGAGACGUCGGAAGUGGAUAUACAGAAUCGCUAGAUCCGAUCAUCAACCACCACGAUCUUUAGAUGUUCAGUUUGCUCCGAACUGCGAAGCUCAACAUGGUGUGAUAAAUAGCAAGCUCGCCUUCUGUUGCAUUAGGCACAGUUCUUAGAAUCAUUUCUCAUCCCAUAGAGUCCUUUUCCAACACCAUGACGGCACCUAAGCACCUCCAGAUCGGUGUGUUCUUUCCUAAGUCUGUUCAACUGCUGGACCUUUCUCCCAUUGACCUUUUGGCGAUGAUGAGUCCGGAGUAUUUAUGCGCUUGCCAACUCCCUGAGCCUCUUAUCGCCCUUGGGAUUCCUUCCACGAUCCACUACAUCUCGGUUCCAGAGAAUGGAGGUCACGUCGAGUUGACGGCCAGCGCAAUAUUGAAAGUGUCCAAGACUAUCGAUGACCCGGAGGUCCAGGCUGGUAAAUUGGACAUAAUUUUAGUUCCUGGUCCUGAUCCAGCGUCAAUAUUCGAAGAGCCAGCUCUCGAAUUCCUCCGGAGUCAUGCAUACUGGAAAAGUGCGGAAGGGAAAGCAGUGGACAUUUUAAGUGUCUGCACAGGAGCUAUCCUCUUAGGGCAGUCCGGAAUCUUGAAGGGAAAGAAAGCCAGCGGCCCAAGAGCUUUGGUACCUAAGAUGAGAAAAACGUUUCCUGAAGUAGACUGGAAUGACAACAAGCGGUGGGUACAUGAUGGAAAUAUCUGGUCUAGUGGAGGAAUUACUAACGGCCAAGAGAUGGUCGCCUUCUACAUGAGGGAGAAGUUCCCAGGACCAGCAACAGAAGCGGCUAUCGACAUGGCAGGAGUUGGGGACAAGGGAGUGGACUACACGAAGGGCAAGACCUCGACCACACUGUGGUGGUUGUGGCAGAUUUUAAAGGCAGUGAUGAUUGGAAGAAGCAAGCAAAAGGAA